CCGCCUGCGGGCUCCGGGCGCCAUGGGUCGUGGUCUUGCGCCGCUGCUCCCGACCUUCCUGUUGCUUCUCCGCAGCCUGGACCCUGCACUCUGCGAUACACCUGCUAAUUGCACCUUAUCGGACCUGCUGGGCACAUGGAUCUUCUCGGUGGCCCCCUCCGAGCCGCAUCGUUAUGACAACUGCUCAGAAAUGGGAACACCAGUAAAAAAAGUUGUGAUGCACUUUGACAAAAUUAAAACAGCAUAUGAUGAGCAUGGCAAUUUGGGCCAUUACACCAUGAUUUAUAAUCAAGGUUUUGAGCUUAUAUUGAAUGACUACAAGUGGUUUGCCUUUUUUAAGUAUAAAGAAGACGGCAAAAAUGUCACUAGUUACUGCAACGAGACAAUGCCUGGGUGGGUGCAUGAUGUGCUAGGCCGGAACUGGGCUUGUUUCACUGGAAAAAAGGUGGGAGCUGCCUUGGAGAAAGUGAAUGUGAACAUGGUACAUUCUCCGACUCUCCAGAAAGAGGAAAACUAUUCUAACAGGUUUUACAAAUAUAACCACAAAUUUGUGAAAACUAUCAAUGCCGUUCAGAAGUCCUGGACUGCAACCGUAUACAAAGAAUAUGAGAAGCUUACACUGAGACAGAUGAUGCAGAGAGCUGGUGGUUACCGUCAUAGUAUCCCAAGGCCCAAACCUGCACCAUUGACUGCUGAAAUGCAUGCAGAGAGUUUAAAAUUGCCAGAAUUCUGGGACUGGAGAGAUGUUAAUGGCGUUAAUUAUGUUUCCUCAGUUCGAAACCAAGGUUCUUGUGGUAGCUGCUAUGCAUUUGCGUCUAUGGCCAUGCUAGAAUCUAGAAUUCGCAUACUUACCAAUAAUUCUCAGACCCCAGUCUUGAGUCCUCAGGAAAUUGUUUCUUGCAGCCCAUAUGCUCAAGGCUGUGAUGGUGGCUUUCCAUACCUCAUUGCAGGAAAGCAUGCCCAAGAUUUUGGGGUGGUGGAAGAAGAUUGUUUCCCAUAUAGAGGUUUUGAUUCUCCAUGCGAAAUGAAGGCAAAGUGCAACCGAUACUACACAUCUGAUUACAGCUAUGUUGGAGGUUUCUAUGGGGGCAGCAAUGAAGCUUUAAUGAAGAAAGAGUUGGUCCAUAAUGGGCCCCUGGCAGUUUCUCUGGAAGUUUAUGAAGACUUCCUCCACUACCAAAAUGGAGUCUAUCACUACACCGGGCUUAGAGACCCUUUCAAUCCCUUUGAGUUGACUAAUCAUGCUGUUCUGCUGAUAGGCUAUGGCACUGAAAAAAAAUCCGGGAUCAAGUACUGGAUUGGUAAAAACAGCUGGGGCAAGAAUUGGGGUGAGAAUGGUUUCUUCCGGAUCCGAAGAGGAAAUGAUGAGUGUGCUAUUGAAAGCAUAGCAAUGGAAGCUACGCCAAUUUCUAAGUUGUUGAACAUACCUUCAAUCAAAACACCCUGAAUAAGGGAAGGGGGUUGAUUUCUUCACACACCACCAGAGACACAGCAGCAGAUUCUGAAGAAUGCCUAUAGAUUCUGAU
This is a messenger RNA of Suncus etruscus (white-toothed pygmy shrew), 1526 nucleotides long. It is a transcript of the gene CTSC, whose product is annotated as cathepsin C. The transcript has 7 exons. Gene Ontology annotation, cellular component: lysosome. NCBI's taxonomy places the organism in Eukaryota, Metazoa, Chordata, Mammalia, Eulipotyphla, Soricidae. The record is from RefSeq and is a predicted model, not a curated record. Gene Ontology annotation, molecular function: cysteine-type endopeptidase activity. Bases 23 to 1447 code for a protein of 474 amino acids.